Molecule: messenger RNA, 7104 nt
Organism: Fulvia fulva
Lineage: Eukaryota; Fungi; Ascomycota; Dothideomycetes; Mycosphaerellales; Mycosphaerellaceae
Product: THO complex subunit 2
Exons: 2
Coding region: 1-7104 (2367 amino acids)
Biological process (GO): mRNA export from nucleus; mRNA processing
Cellular component (GO): THO complex part of transcription export complex
Molecular function (GO): mRNA binding
Source: RefSeq, a predicted model, not a curated record
AUGGCGCCCAGCACGAACAAGCGGAAGCGACCCGAUCGGCAGGCAUCCGAAGACGAUGUCUCAGGCCGCCCUUCACCCUAUCGACCGGAGAAGUCGCGCACAUCACGGCGAACAUCACAGGGCAAGCUGGCUACCGAUGAGGCAGAGAGCGGCAGAGAGACAGAGUCUGCUGCUCCAGAAAUUCGUAAGAGCACCGAACACCACGCGACAUCCGAACCACCAGCUAAUCCGCCGAUCCGCGCAGCAACGACAACUUCACGUGAUGGUAUAGAGACACCGGCACCAGCCUCACAGCGCGCUCCGGACGCUUCGUCUGAGAUGAACGGGAACGGAGUAUCGGAUGUGGUCAUGAAGGACAGGACAACAGCCAAGCCGAGCUCGCCAUACCGGUACCAGCACGUCACAUGUGAUCUUGUGGCUUCAUGGGCAGAAGCUGGCAGCAAGAGCGUGGUCGAGCUGGCACGAGCCGCAGAUGAGAUGCAGCUCAGCGACAUCAUGCUGGAGCUGGUGAGAUCGGCGUUGGAGGGCAGGCUGUCAGGUAAACACUCUGGACUGGCGAUACGUGAGAUCAUUUCUGCCCGAAAGGACGACGGCCUGGACGUGGAUUUCCUUGCCAUCAACACUAUCUCCUUCUUGUACGAUGCGAGCUACAAGGGCGCUGUCCUUCGAGAGCUUGUCGCAAGCACCGGAUUAGACCAGCAAGUCAUGCGGGAAGAGCUGGAUAUACCUCUGCUGCAGGAGUUAGGCCUCGUGAGGAUCACAUUUGACAAGAUGCGGACUCGCAAGACGACCAAUGCGCUCUACCGCCAGGCAAAUUUCAACCUGCUACGAGAAGAGAGCGAAGGUUACGCUAAGCUUUUGACCGAGUUCUUCAGCACCGCGCAAGAGGCUAGUAAUCGUCCCGACGACAACCCUUACAUCGCCGAGGAUGCUUUUCAACGCGUCCUGGCUCUUGUGGGAGCCUUUGAUCUUGACGUCGGCAGAGUGCUGGACAUUACGAUGGACAUCAGUGCCAGCCUGUUGGUCAAAGCUUACCCCUUCUUUGUCAAGUUUUAUCGAGCCAGCUCGUGGUGGCCCCAAAACGAGAUGCUGGACAACAUCAAAUUUGAUGACCAGGGAUUUGGCUCCUUGCCCGAAUGGGCAUUUCCCCGAUCUGGCCGCACUCAACGUAGUGACGAUGACAAGGCCGAAGUGGCGAAACUCACUAACAGCCGAGACGUUCUCUUCUGGCAGCGCGUAAAAUCCGUCGGUAUGGAUGCCUUCUUCGAACUUGGCGCCAGGAAAAUCACGAACUACGAUGAGGUUUUGCCUCUACUGGAAUUCGAGGCUAAGCCGGAGGUGGAUAGUAGAGGCAAAGAACCGGACCCUCAUAAGCGGUUGCGUCUGAAUCAGGACCGAAAGUUCAUGCGAGACACUCGCAUUCUACCACCGCCUGGCAACUACGACGCGGCACAACUACUGGGCUUCAAGCUGCGUUUCUACUCAUCGUCGGCUCGGAGCCGCAAGGACGAGUUACCGGACAACCUCAUCUUCCUGGCAGCGCUUCUCAUCAAGAUCGGUUUCAUCUCCCUCCGUGACCUAUACCCGCACCUGCAUCCUUCCGAUGAGGACAUGCCCAAAGAAAAAGCUCGCCUGGAAAAGCUCAAAGCCGAGAAGGAGGCUAAGGAGAGACCUGGCGGCGGCAUGAAUGCUUUACUCAUGGCAGGCGCUCUGGCCGACGAAGGGCCACCGCCUCGCCGGAUGGACAAGGAGAGGAGUGGCGCCGCUACUCCUGCCCAGGACAAGAAGGCUGAAUCGAAAGCGGAUGAGGAACUUCCAGCUCCUAGGAACCAGAAGCUCGUCCUGCUGAAAGGUCUCCUUGCCAUUGGUGCCCUGCCUGAGGCUUUGCAUAUUCUCGGGCGCUUUCCGUGGUUGGCAGAGUUCGACUAUGAUUUGCCACAGUACAUACAUCGCCUGGGACGCCAUAUGCUCAGCAAAUUUGCGGAAUUUUUGCAGCCACUGGGCGAUCGGCCGGCAAUCCAGAAUCUUAGGAAGCAGCUCUUUGACACCACUGCCGGAGCUGAUGGCACUCUAGUGUUCACGGAUAGGCCAGCAAAAAGGGCUAUACGACACAUGUAUUGCGACUUCGUCUCGAAAGACGAUGGAAAUGAGUACCGGCACUACUACCAGGACUGGAGCGACAACGUGCCCGUGUGCCAGACCAUCGAGGAUGUGUUCUUGCUGUGCGACACACUGCUGGGAUACCUCGGCGCCAAUGUUGGUCAGGAUGUCAUGCUAUACGGCACUCUGCUUCGUCUUGCGCACCAGAGCUUGACGACUGACCGAUCAGAAAACAAUCGUUCACGCUGGCUCAAGCUUAUGAAGCGAUUGCUAGUCCCAGCUUUGAGUUGUGGCAAGCACAACGUCCAGCUGUCCCAUCAAGUGUUCGACUUGCUAUGCUUCUGGCCAACAGAAAUAAGAUACAACGUCUAUGCCGAAUGGUUCACCGGCGCCACGUCCCGGCGUCCAGAGGUGCGCACUGCAUUUGCGAGAAACAAAGCAGAAGUAAGAGACGUCCUGCGUCGCGUCUCGAAUGACACGUCUAAGAGACAGUCUCGAGCACUCGGAAAGGUCGCACUCGCUGCUCCGGGCAUUGUCACCAUGGAGGUCGUCUCGCAGAUCCAGUCUUACAGCAACAUGAUUCCGAGUCUCGUGGAGUGCACCAAGUACUUCUCGCCGCUGGCCUAUGAUGUGCUUUCGUGGACUCUCAUCAGCUCCAUGAGUGGCGCAGGUCAAAGUCGCAUUCAGGCCGACGGUAUGCUUACGAGCUCAUGGCUAUCGGCACUUUCACAAUUCGUUGCCGUGCUCUACUCUCGCCAGGCCCAUCUCAAUAUUUCGCCCAUGCUCCAGUAUCUGGCAUCCGAAUUCCGUGUGGGCGACUCAAAAGAUCUCGGCAUGUUCGAAGAGAUCUUGAAGGAAAUGGCCGGAAUUAGACCUGACAUGGACAUCAACGAUGCUCAGGUCCUGGCUAUGGCUGGUGGCGAGACGCUGCAAAUCCAGAUACUCUCUCAGCUGUCUGAUAGGAGGCACGAGAAGAAGGGAUCAGCUCAGCGUCUCGUGAAGGCUCUGAAGGGUCCUGGUCUCAUUGGACAGAUUCUCGUCGCGAUUGCACAAGAACAGCAGAUGAACGCACACCACCAAUCUUCAAGGUUCAUGCCAUUGAAAGUGCUGGGUUGGAACGUCGACAAAGUUCAAGCUUGCUUCCAGCAGUAUCUUGAAGUGCUCAGGUACACCUUGACUGCGGAGGAGUUCGAGGCUGCUAUCCCGGACGCUACAUCUCUUGUCCGCGACUAUGGCAUUGAGCCGGGGACUGCUCUCACCAUUUGUCGAACAGCCCUUCAUCACCGCAUGAACGCGACUGAUGCCAUUAUCAAGCAAGAAUCGAGCAAGCAAGAGUCAGACGAGAAAAAUGGUGACAUUGCCAUGAAGGACGCUGCCGCAGUCAAAGAAGAGAUCGAUAAUGCGUCCGGAACUCCCGAGCCUGAAACGGGGUCAGUCAAUACGACCGAUGCCACUGCGACAACAUCACAGCCUCGACCUUCACCGUGGCAUCCAGUGCUGGAGCCAAUCAUCACCAACCUGACUGAGCAUCUUCCAGAUCUUGCAAGUCGCGUCAGCAUACCUUUCUAUGUCACAUUCUGGACCUUGGCUCAUCAAGACAUCCUCAUGCCCAUGGAAAGCUAUCAAAAGGAGGUUAAGCGACUCGAUGCUGAGAUCAUCGCCAUCGCGAGUGACCGCUCCGAUGUCACUGCCAUCGUCGCCAAGGAACGCGACAAAAGAAAGAGGUCGUUGAUCGACGUUCGAGAGAAACUGAAGCAAGAGCCUAAACAACACUUGGGCGCCUACAUGUCUGUGCGAAACAGAAUCAGUAAGAAGGAGAGGCAUCACUGGUUCGCUAGGAGCGAUCUCGCGAAUGCUGCUCAACGGGCUGAUCUCGAGGCGAAGCACUCAGCGCUGCUGCAAGAGUGUUUCCUGCCACGCGCCAUGCUCUCGCCUUUCGACGCCUUCUUCUCCUUCCAGAUGUUGAAGAUCCUACACGACAACGGCACGACCGGAUUCAGCCUCAUGCACAUGCUGACGCAACUGUUCAAGAAGCAGCAGCUGACGUCGAUCAUAUUUCAGUGCACGGAGAAGGAGUCACAGAACUUUGGCCGAUUUCUAUGCGAACUGCUGAAGCUUCUCAUGUCAUGGCAUGCGGACAAGGCUACUUACGAGCAGGAAGCUCUUGGGUCGACCAAGAAGCUACCUGGCUUUGUCAAGAAGUGGCACGAGCAUGGCGAGCCCGAGGUUGUGAUGGAUUGGGAGACCUACAGGCGAUUCAUCUACAACCACCAUACCUGCCUUAGCCAGGCCUUGCUGUCUUGCUUUGAGUCGAAGGAGUACAUGCACAUCCGCAACGGCAUCAUUGUACUCCGGUCAAUCUGGCAGGUCUUCCCGUCGGUCAAGCACAUGGGCAAGAACCUGAUCGAUCAUCUUGAGCGCUUGAACAAAGAAGACGACCGGAAUGACAUCAAGGUGUCGGCUGGUACCCUCUUUGGAUUCAUCAAGAACGGCCGCGAGAAGUCUUGGGUGUUGCCACAAGCCUUCAGGCUUAACGAUCCUGCAAAGGAUGGCCCAAGAGCAGGGAGCCGUGCGACUUCUGCUCGCGCCGAAACGCCACAGCCCUCUGCGGGUACACCGAAGCUGAAUGCAAGUGCGGCAGAGUUCAAGCCUAGCCCAGUAACGCUCGUGAACGGGACUGGCAGGAAGGAGUCAGCUGCUGGCGGACCAGAGGAUGGCGAGAUUGAGGACGAGAAGCCGGCAAAGUCAAAGGACGGCGAUGUUGAGAUGAAAGAUGAAGCUACGUCUGUCGCAAAACUCACCCAAAAGCCAAGUCGUGGAGACGUCAAAGCACCCUCUGCCGCCAGAAACACACCAAGGGCCGAGUCGAAACCAGCCACUCCAGCGCCAGUAGACAGAAGGCCGCCUUUGUCAUCGAGCAAUUCGCAGCGACCAGAUUCAUCACAUCAAACCCCGACGGUUGCCUCGCGCAUAGAGCCAGUUCCAUCAAGACCUCUACCCGGCCAACAGUCAUCUAGAAACUCUGGUCGGCAUGGCGGACGUGAUGAUGGAUAUGGCAGGCUAGAACGCCCAUCCGAAGCCAGACCCGGUUCACGAGAUCAGUCGCCUGGUCACCGAAGCCGGGGUAGAACUCCGCCAGGUGCAGCUUCACGUAGCUACAGAGACGAGCGACCUUUCGAUCGUCCUCUAGAGCGCGAUGCUCGCCUCCCCAGAGACGAUGCACGAACAAUCUCUCGUCGAGAAACACCUCUCCAGAGCCGAGAUCGGCCUCAGCCAGUCAGCCGUGCUUCAGACGGAGGUGUGCAUCCCGAUAGAAUGAACCACAUCUCCUCUGUCGUCACAGCAGAUGGCCAACAAGGUUCCCGGCCGUCAUCGCGAGGCACUACGACGUCAGAGCCUCCGCAGCAAGAUGGACAAGUCAUUGUCAACCCAGCUCGGCUAGCAAUGAUCAAUGCCGACCCAUCUGCGAACGCAUCGAGCCCACGCAGAGGCAGAGAAGGCCUAGAUACUCGCAGAGAGCGAGAUGCUCGCCCGGAGGAGCGUGGUCCACUGCGCAAUGAUGGCAGAGUGCGCCCACCGUUGGACGCUCCUGGCCGACCAGAGCAACAGGUCGACAUCGCGCCAACCGGACCAAAGCGUGGGAGGCUACGAGAGAUGGGUCCGCCGCAAUCCGAAUCAAGCUAUGGUCGUCUGAAUGCGUCUCAGGACGCGCCAUCAGGACCUAGGCAGUCUAAUGGUCCGCCCGGUCGAGGUGGCCGUAACUUCACUGCUCCAAUCAACACACGGAACAAUGAUCCGCCUGCGGCGUCUCCCACGAUGAGUCGUCCACCAGACUCUCCUGCCGCGUUCCGUCCACCUGCUCGGCAAUCUAGCGGUUCCGGUCAGCAGUUCGAUCGUGGCUCUGCACAUGGAUCUGCGCCAGGCACGCCUGCAAGCGAGAAUGGACCUGCGAUGCACCCAAGCAGAGCUGCGGCAUUCGGUCAAGUGCCCCCACCUAUCAACACCAGCGUGGCACCUAAUGGUCCUCGCAAUGCCGCUGGCUCGCCUACUGCAUCUGCACCAUCAGGUCCUCGAGGCCCUGGACGCGCUGGACUGCCAUCCGGCACGCCCACAGGACCAUCGCCCGCGAGUGCUGCCCCUCCCAGUGGCCCUGCAUCAGCGAAUGAGCGACAGCGACGUACCGAGAGACAGCGCAAUAGCAUCAAUGCUACUCUACAAGGCACCUCUAACGGUGCAGGACCCAAUGGGCAAGGCGUGAAUUUCAGAGGUGCUUCCUCGCGGCAGCCAAGCUUCACGGCGGCACCACCCAAUGGACCUGGUUCGGGGCCUAGGUCUAACGUACCUACCAUCGCAUCCUCCAUGGAGCCUCCGUUGAAUCGGCCACAAUUCGAUAGUCGGCAAUCCUUCGAUGGCCCAGGCAAUCCUCAGCGCCAAGAGCUGUUCCAAUCACGCCAGAGCGAUACUCCAAGCAGACACCGUGAGGACGAUCGUUCAGGUCGGCCACGGGAUAGCCGCGAUCCCAGUAGAGAGCCUCGACGGGACAAUGCCGGUCCGAUGUCACAGCCGCCUCCACCUCCACCACCUGGUGGUCCGGAAGAUGGCCGAGACCGUCGCGGACCUCGCGAUGAUCGUCGACCACGAGAUCAGGGCAUACCUCGCGAUGGACCUGCAAGAGACAGCCAGCAGAGACAUCCUGAACGCCAACCACGUGGUCCAGGAGACAUGCAAGGCUCGUUUGGAGGGCCACCUCGUCCAGAUUGGGAACGUGGCAAUGAGGCACGUGGACCUCGCAGAGAUGGACCACCCGACGACGGACGCCGAGGAGGCAGGAUGCCUGGCCCCAAUCAAGACAUGAGAGGUCCGCCACGUGGUCCUGGUGCUCCAGAUGAGAGGAGGGAGCCCAGUGCCAGAGGUCCUCGAGAUGACGGUGCCGCACAAGACAGGAAGCGUCGCCAUGAAGAGACUGGUGGAUUCGAUCCUAAGCGCAGACGCAGCGCCAAGUAG